Molecule: messenger RNA, 1170 nt
Organism: Lithohypha guttulata
Lineage: Eukaryota; Fungi; Ascomycota; Eurotiomycetes; Chaetothyriales; Trichomeriaceae
Exons: 2
Coding region: 1-1170 (389 amino acids)
Cellular component (GO): cytoplasm
Source: RefSeq, a predicted model, not a curated record
AUGGCCAACGUAGCACGUACAUCUCUUCGUCGAUUCGGUACACAGACAGCACGAAAAGCAACAGUAAACUAUGCGGCGCCAGCCGCAGAGAAAGUAAAUCAAUAUGGCAUUCGAGUCUCCCAAGCACAAGGCUAUGUAGACUCGUUCACAGGAGCAAUCGGCAACACACCUCUCAUAAAACUACAUACUCUAUCUAAACAAACUGGCGCCACCGUACUGGGAAAGGCCGAAUUCCAGAAUCCAGGCGGAAGUGUGAAGGAUCGUGCGGCAUUGUAUGUCGUACGAGAUGCUGAAGAGAGUGGCCUCCUCAAACCGGGUGGCACUGUCGUCGAAGGUACUGCUGGAAACACAGGUAUUGGACUAGCACAUGUCUGCAGGUCGAAAGGCUACAGGCUCGUCAUAUACAUGCCCAACACACAAUCACAAGGCAAGAUCGAUCUGCUCAGGUUACUAGGUGCAGAAGUAUACCCCGUGCCGGCAGUAGCAUUUGAGAACCCAGAAAAUUACAACUGGCAGGCGAAACGGCAUGCAGAGCGGCUACAGAAGGAGGACCCGGAACACGGCGCAGUAUGGACAAACCAAUUCGACAACGUCGCGAACCGCAGAGCACAUAUUGAAACCACCGGUCCCGAAAUAUGGAAUCAGACGGGCGGAAAAAUCGACGCAUUCACUUGCGCCACAGGCACAGGAGGCACACUUGCGGGCGUGACAAGAUACCUAAAAGAUGUCAGUAACGGCAAAGUAAAGUGCUUUCUCGCAGAUCCACCCGGCAGCGUCCUGCACAGCUACAUACAAUCCGGCGGAAAACUGAACGAACGUUCCGGCGGAAGCAUAACAGAAGGUAUCGGCCAAGGUCGCGUCACAGAUAACCUCAAGAACGAAGUCAAGGAAUUAGACGGCAGUCUAAACAUCGCAGACGAGAAGAGUAUAGAAAUGGUUUAUCGCUGCUUAGACGAGGAAGGAUUAUAUCUUGGUGCGAGCUCGGCGUUGAAUGUCGUCGCUGCGAAAGAGGUCGCAGAGAAGAUGGGUCCUGGAAGCACAGUCGUCACGAUAUUAUGUGAUGGUGCUUAUAGGUAUGCUGAUCGUUUGUUCAGCCAGAAAUGGUUGGAGACAAAGGGUCUGAGAAACGCGGUACCCAAGCAUUUGGAAAAGUAUAUAAUAUUGCCUUGA